Oryzias melastigma (Indian medaka) is the source of this 3488-nucleotide messenger RNA. It is a transcript of the gene ccser2a, whose product is annotated as coiled-coil serine-rich protein 2a. Gene Ontology annotation, cellular component: microtubule cytoskeleton. The transcript has 11 exons. The record is from RefSeq and is a predicted model, not a curated record. Gene Ontology annotation, molecular function: microtubule binding. Gene Ontology annotation, biological process: microtubule bundle formation. Bases 237 to 3269 code for a protein of 1010 amino acids. Lineage: Eukaryota; Metazoa; Chordata; Actinopteri; Beloniformes; Adrianichthyidae.
CUUGUGAUGAUGACUUUGAGGCUGUGGAGCUUCAACUUCAUCAAUGCACCAGCUCAGGCGGCCCUUUGAAGAAACGACCCAUCUUCGGCUAACUUCACAGCCAGCUUCCUACAAGCAAAACAAGUGAAUAUAUUUCGGAACAAUCCAUCAAGACGGAUAAAAUGAUUGCAAAGAGAUAAAGAAACGAUGAAAGUUGUGCAGAUUUCCAACCACCUCCAUGACCUUCCUGACAACUAAUGGAGGAAAAAGCACCUGCUGGGCCUACCAUGGUAUCCAGAUUGCCAAAGUUUGGUGGGCGACCCUCUCCUGGAAGCAGUAACUCCCACUGCAACGGUUUCACACAGCCAUCCACAAUUUUCCAGGAUGGCAAGACUGCUUCUCUUGGGGUUCGUUCCAAUGGUGUGAUCCGCCCAUCUCCAUUAUUGCUGAAUUUGAAAGGAGAUGAGGGGAUAAGUCCUGCCUCUCCGACUACGCCUAACAAUUCCAAAGAUGGAUCUGAGAGCAAGACUCUGUCACAGUUUCCAGUGUUUACAAAGGAGGUGAAAAAUUGCUCUCCAGCAACUCCUAAGAUGCGCAAGUCAGGGUCAUUGAUGGUGGCGGUCUCUAGCCCAAAACCUGUACCCAAGCAGACUUUAAAGAUCAGUCCUAAAAGUAGGGCGGAGGCCAUCCAGAGUUCACUUGGUGGAAUUUCAAAAGUGGGCUCUAAUGGCUCCAGCAUUCCUGCUCGUACAGGAUCGGAAUCGCGACUUGCACGGCCAAUGUUAGGCUCCUGUUCUCCCAGAAGUAUAUCCCAAGACAGUUUACCGCUUUCCAUCGAUGACCUGAAGAAGCAAACUUUGGACAGUAUUGUGCGUUCAAACAGCUUCACUCACUUCAAACAGAUACCCUCACCCACAGGGGAGCCUAUGAUGCGAUCUUUUUCCUUUAAUCGGGCUGUAGAGCUUGCAAAGCCAUUGGCCAAUACUCAACUGCGUCCCCCUAGGAGCAGUUUACUCAAACUCCCACAGUUGAGCAAUGGAAGAGUGAUUUUAGGCAUAAAUGGAAACCAUGGAAGUCCAGGUAUUCUUAACGGAGGAACCGGGGGACUGCAGUAUGGCAGAAAUCCUCAACUAACCAACUCUCUACCCAAUCCUACAAUCCCCCAUGGACAAAGUACUCCUCAUGCAUUUAAGAAGCCUCUGCUCCCUUGUUCUAUGUUGACCAAGCCAUUGGCCAGCACAGGGUCUGUGGGUUGUAGAAUGGGUCAGACGAAACAGCAAACGUCUCUUUUACCAGACAAGGUUAAGGAUGUCAUUGGAACUUCUGCUUUCUCUGAAAGUGAGGGGCUUUUAAAAAUAGCAGUGAGCAAUGAUGUAACAGGAACAAAUGGAUGCUCCUCUAACAGCGAGAGUGAUGGAAGCCCUGGAAAUGAUGAAGAAAGUGCUUUCAGCAAACAGAGCUUUUGCCAGGCAGCAGCCGAAACACUGGAAGACAUGUCUUUAUCUUCUGCCUCGUCACUGGACAGAUGUGACACCAGUGAAGAGCUGGUAGAUGACUUGGACUGUGUUGGAGAUGAUGGGGAAAUGUCCAACAACAGGAAAUGUGGCAGCACCCCUCAAACCCCAUUCAACGAGGCUGUUGAGCUGGAUUUGACCAAUCUGCCUGAAACAGAAGAAGAAAGCCCUAUGCAAGAUUCUCAGGGACCGCUGGUGAUUUCCUCAGAGCAGGGUGAAGCUCAACAGGCUUCGUCUGUUGAGAUAUCGCCCUCAAACAGCUCUGGUGGAACUUACAUGUGGGACGAAGAGGGCCUGCCGCCCCUUGGGAUUCAUGAAACUCAAUCAUUGGACUACGAUGACUCGGAGCUCAACAGCAUAGACAUCUUGAACAACCUGGACCCCAUGAGAACUGGAGAUUUGGAUGAUGAUGACCUCAUGCUGGAUGUGGACUUCCCAGAGGACGGCUUUCAUGAUUUUGACAGCAUGUCCCAGUUUGAGCGCUUGGAGCGCGGCAGCCGACACAGACAGAGACGUAAUCAGCACCACUGGAAUGGACCAGAGCACCUGCACAAUGAUAACAGAGCUCAUGUCUUCCGUCAUUAUGAUGGUCUCAAAGCUUCAAGGACGUCUUCAAGGCCUGUCCAGUCUAAAGGCGUGCAGCACGAAUACAGACCAGUGCUGGAUGAACUCACGCUCGAACACAUGUCACAGGACUGCAACUUACUGAAGAAUCAACUACUCAGGCUCAAAAUGUUACUGCAGCUCGAGGAAACCGACCGCCCAGGAGACAUUUCUGAGGAGACGGAAGACGGCACCUCAGCAGCUCAGUUAGACACACUAAUGAAAGAAGUGCAGGAACUCAGGGAGGAGUUGAGGAGCCGAGACAAAACCAUAGCUCAACUCACAACAAAAUGCCAACAACUUCAGCAGGAGCAAACGUCUUUUCAAAUUAGGUGUCAAUGUCACCACCAGAGGGCGCCCUCCUCACUACGACCCCACGGAGGCAGGCAGGGUGAAAAACGGCAUCACUAUGACAAGGCUACCCAGACGCACUGGAGGCCACCAAACCAUGCUCCACAAAUACUACAGCCUUUCAAGCCCUUUCUCACCGAACCCCCCCACCGGGAAAGACCAGUAAGAACUCUCCCCACCGAGGGCCACAAUGAACUAACAGAGAGGACAUCAGAGGAAGCAGCUCACGCAGAUGAUGACUGUCCUCCCGAAGCUCUUAUGGCAGAUGUGUGUUGGGCAGCAGACCCUGACAAGCUGACUCAUCGACUCAGCACCAACCUGCCCUGCCUGCACUCUUGCACUCCACAGGAAAUAACUGCAAAAGACAGUCCGGCGUCAGCACAACAGUGUGCAGCGCAGCAUGGGUGCAAAUCCCUCGCUGUGAUAACGCACGACCCUGUCGCUCCGAGAGCUGCCGGUUCGACCUGCCCUCGCACGCCGCCGCCUCCUCGCCUUCACAAGCGCACGCCGCACCCUUCACCCAAGCUAGGGGGCGCCGGAGGUUCUCCGAAUGCGCCAUGCUUUGCAGGAUCUUCGGCCAACCGGGCCGAGCGGCUGCCGCCUCCAUCCAGGGGCCUUCCCUGCUUCAACGCGGGGCCCUGGGCUCAGACUCCAAAACUGCUUAGCACUUCACUCACUCCACCUCUCAGAACAUCAGAGCCCAGGAAGGAUUCUUGGCACACCGACGCAAAGCCCACCCAGGCGCCACUCGGAGACCCCGGGUCAGCAAAAAGCCUCAUCCCUUUGAGGCGCUCCUGCCUCCCCAAGCCAAAGAUUCCCUGAGGAGCUGAAAUCCUCCCAUCAACCCUUGAAACUGGAAUCACUCUGUCAUUGACAUUUAUCCUCUCCUCCUCCGAGCCGCAACAACAGUGGAACCUUUGUUCUCUCAACAAUAUUAAAGGAACCGACCUUAGGCUGCUGGCUGAGCUGUGAGAACGCUUCAGAAUACCAUCAUAUGCACACAAUUUGUAUUUACAAUAAAGCAGAAACAUCACCAUAAUA